Eruca vesicaria subsp. sativa (arugula) is the source of this 429-nucleotide messenger RNA. Lineage: Eukaryota; Viridiplantae; Streptophyta; Magnoliopsida; Brassicales; Brassicaceae. The record is from the annotation of a GenBank genome assembly.
AUGGAGAAGGAGAACAAGACGCGCUUUGUGCUUGUCCAUGGGCUCUGCCACGGCGCGUGGACAUGGUACAAGGUGAAAAUGCGGCUGAAGGCAGCAGGUCAAAGUGUUACCGCAGUGGAUCUUGCUGCAUCGGGUAUAAACAUGACAAGAUUGGAAGAGAUUCAAACUUUGAAGGAUUAUGCCAAACCGUUGCUUGAUAUUCUGAGAUCAUUUGACUCGGAUAAGGUGAUUCUUGUUGCUCAUAGCAUGGGAGGACUAUGCUCUGCUCUUGCUGCUGACAUCUUCCCACGCAAGGUCGCUGCUAUUGUCUUCUUGGCAGCUUUCAUGCCGAACAACAAACCCACCUGCUUAUGUUUACGAAAAGCUGAUCAGAAGCGUACCACAAGAGGAUUGGCUGGACACUGUGUUCGGUACCUACGGGAAACCUGA